UAAUGAAUAAAUAUUAAAGUGAUACCUAUCAUGUGAAAUGUCUUAAGUUAUUUUACGUUUUGAAAUCAGCAUGAACUGAUCGGUCUACAUAUAAAAUAAAGAAAAUCAUGUAAGAAUGAAUUCUUUAAGGAAUCUUUUCUAAAAAUGUAUAUUAUUCCAAAAAUAUUUUGAUCCUUGUUAUAGCAAAACUUCUCUGUUUCUAAAUUUCGCUUUUAUUUUAUUACUAUUAAAUUUUUAUAAACUUUCAAUUCUCCAACCAAAUCAAUUCAGAUAUAUAGGGUGAUUCAAAACCCCGCAAAAGAUAUAGGGUUCGGGAGGAAACAAAAUUAAGUGGGGUGGGAUGGAUAAUGCUAUUAAAUAAUGUUUGGAAACUCCAUCAUUGAAGAAUUAUUUUAGGCCCAUUUUAAAAUUUAAAAAGUGAGUUUCUCUUUCUUGGGGCAAUUCAUACAGUUUUUCUUCGUUUAAAUUCAUUAGCAUAUCAUUUUUUUAAAUGGCUCUUUAUUAGCAUGGGUAUGCCAUUUUCUUUGGAGGGAAAGGAGGUGCAUUAUUUGCAAUUUUUCCUCUAAUACUUUGCAGCGACAGUUAUUAUAUUUCACUUAUUGUAAAUUGAAUUAAGUUUUAUUAAAUUUCAUUUUAUUAUUCACUAGUCGUCUCACAUGACCAGCUGGUUUCCCGAGAAUGCUGGUUACAUUUGAUUUCAGAUAAAUCGUUUAGAUCUUACAUCCUGUUUGUAAUUCCGCCAAAUCAUUAUCUUGCAAAUUUUCUGCGCAUAGAUUUUUUUCCUGUGGAGAUCACAGUAGGCUAUUAUGCUGUCUAAUAAUAGGCUAAUUCAAACAUGGUACAUGGAGGCCUUACAGAUAAUAUUAAACGAGAGAGUAUCUAUAUUCCUCAAAAUUCUGUAAACUCAAGUAUUAUGCCUUUUAACUUAAAACUCUUCUAAUCUUCUUUUUCUUUUUUUUCUUUCUUCCCCUGACCCCCGUUUUCCCCACCUCAAAGUAUUUAGUGCGUUUCCAGGGCAAUCUCUUAAAAUUGUUGGUAUUAUAGUAAAAGUUCCACACUCUUUCCCCUGCCACUUAUGUGUUACAUAUUAUAGAGGUGAUAAUCCGAGCAGUUCGUAACGAUAAACGCCUAUGGCGAAAGCAAAUAGCUCUCGAUUCGAAAGCUGUAGAAUUUCGCCAUUUAGGAGCUAUUAAUUCGGAGUGACAGACCUGAAGCCAUUUAAGGUGUUGAAAAUGAAAAAUCAAAAACUGUAUGACGAGAAAGCAUUUAUAAUUUUUUUUUUCCUAGCAUAAAACCAAUAAAGAAGACGGAGCGUAAAAUCGAUGGUAAUUUACAGAAUUCAUCUCUGAGAUACCAAAGAUGCAUUGUGAGAAAACCUGUUGAAUGCUACAAUUCCAAAGUGUUUCCAUGAAAAAGAGAGCUGCCGCGGUGUCAUCGCAGUUUUCCUAGUGCAAGGAAUAACGAUAAGAAGGCAAUUCACAAAACGGAUACUAAAUGCGACGUAUCUUGGAAUCCGGAACAACGAUAAAGAAAAGAACAAUUCUUGUAACUCAAGUGGAAAAGAGUACUUUCAACAAACAAAUGUAAAAUUGCAUCUUUCCAUUUAGCGAUGGCAAAAACCUUUUGUAGGUACUGUAUGCGUGCAUGUAUUUGUGGGAACUUUUGAAAUUUCGUUUAAAAAUUGAAUAUGAAGGUAAAUCGGCUGCUUCUGAUUAAUAAUUAAUAUUUUUUUCGCAGCGAGUGCUUUUAAAACGUCAUUUUCUUAUGGCUUAUUCCAUGGAAAAGCCACGUCCUUAUGAUCUAUGCAAUCAAGCUGUUUCUCAGGAGGAAAUUUCAAAGGAGGGCUUACAUACUCCUUCACAAAAGAAAUCAUAUUCAUGCGAUGCUUGCGGUAAAGUAUUUUUUAAGUGGUGUCAUUUAAUUACCCAUAUACGCACACAUACGAAAGAGAAACCAUACACAUGUGUUGUGUGCUAUAAAGCAUUUUCUGACAAAUCGUCUUUUAACAAACAUAUUCGGACACAUACAAAAGAAAAACCGUACUCAUGUGAUGUGUGUCAUAGAGAAUUUUCUAUCAAAUCGUCUUUAAAUAGACAUAUUCGAACACAUACGAAAGAAAAACCGUACUCUUGUGAUAUGUGUUAUAAAACAUUUUCUAACAAUUCGUCUUUUAAUAGACAUAUUCAGACGCAUAAGAAACAAAAACGAUUUGCAUGUAACUUGUGUAAUAAAGCUUUUUCUGACAGCUGGUAUUUAAGAAUACAUUUGCGGGUGCACACGAAAGAGAAACCGUUUGCGUGUGUGAUUUGUAGUAAAGCAUUUGCUUGCAACUGGGAUUUGAAGAUGCAUUCACGGGUGCACACGAAAGAGAAACCUUUUACAUGUGUGAUUUGUAGUAACGUUUUUACUACCAAUUCGCAAUUAAAGAAUCAUUUACGGACGCACACGAACGAGAAACCUUACACAUGUGAUGAAUGCCAUAAAACAUUUGCUAACACUUCAAAUUUGAGAGAUCAUAUUCGGAUUCAUUCGAAAGAAAAACCCUACUCAUGCGAUGUGUGCAACAAAACUUUUACUUUGAAAUCGUAUUUAAGGUUACAUUUGCGGAUACACACGAAAGAGAAACCAUUUGCAUGUGUGAUUUGUAGUAAAGCAUUUAUUACCAAUUCGCAAUUAAAGAGGCAUUUGCGGACGCACACGAAAGAGAAACCAUUUGCAUGUGUGAUUUGUAGUAAAGCAUAUACUACAAACUCGCAAUUAAAGAGGCAUUUUCGGACACACACGGAAGAUAAACCAUAAGCUUGCUAACUGAUAUGAAACCCUUUUUUGUAACUUGUGUAAUGAAAGAUUUUUUUUGACGUCUGCUAAUUAAAAAGUCAUUUGCGAGCGCGUAUGGAAGAGAAACCGUUCAAUUAAAACAUUUUCAGUAAGAAAUUUCCUUGCUUAUGUUUUAAAUAGACAUUAGUGAAAGAUCAUAGCAAAAAUAGAAAUAAAAGAAAAUCGAUAUUUUUGAAGCUCUUUCUCUACAAAAGUGUCCCAUCUUAUCCCCCGCCUAGCACACAGAUAAAACACUGACUAAAUAUGUCUUUGCGGAUUAUGGAGUUUAAAGAUCUGUUUAAAAAGUAUAAAUCAUACUUAAGGUAUUUAAGUUAAUAUUAAAAGUGGAAUAAUUUAUAAAUGAAUAUGAUUCCAUUGUGAUUAACAAAAUAUUCAUGCCAGUUUUAGUUAUUCACUUAUCAUUCAUUAGUUUCUUUAUAGUAAUAUCAUAUAUAUUUGACAUUUUAGAAAAUUGUUUCUUUUUUCUUUUACAGUACUUGCACGCUUUAAUUUCAUUUCAAUGCAAUUGCAAACACAUGGAAAGCGUGUUCUUUUGAAAUACGCAUUUAAAUCGUUUUGAGCGUGAACGUUUUAAGAAUAUAUAAACAAUGUGAAAGAAAUUCGCGAUGGAAAUUUUACACAAAAUGCGGCUAAAAAUAAAAAAUAAAAAGUUUUUUUAAAAAAAACUUUUACUUGAAAUAUUAAUUCUAAUUUAGUAUAACACAAUAUAUUGAUGAAUUUAUUUAUGUUUAUUGUUGUUUACUUUUUUCUGUGAC
This is a messenger RNA of Argiope bruennichi, 3593 nucleotides long. RefSeq names its product zinc finger protein 271-like. The record is from RefSeq and is a predicted model, not a curated record. NCBI's taxonomy places the organism in Eukaryota, Metazoa, Arthropoda, Arachnida, Araneae, Araneidae. Bases 1765 to 2799 code for a protein of 344 amino acids. The transcript has 2 exons.